Odontomachus brunneus is the source of this 1692-nucleotide messenger RNA. RefSeq names its product glucoside xylosyltransferase 1 (gene shams). Lineage: Eukaryota; Metazoa; Arthropoda; Insecta; Hymenoptera; Formicidae. The record is from RefSeq and is a predicted model, not a curated record. Gene Ontology annotation, biological process: protein O-linked glycosylation via N-acetylgalactosamine. The transcript has 2 exons. The coding region runs from base 184 to 1287 and encodes 367 amino acids. Gene Ontology annotation, molecular function: UDP-xylosyltransferase activity.
AGAACCGAGACGUAGCAUAUCGAGUGGCAUUAGGACGCCGAAGUUCACCGCGUUCCGCGACGGCGGAUCAUCGUCGGCGAGGCGAGGCGAAGCGGAUAUCAAGAUGCCGUCGGAUAUUCGGCGUCAAUACGCAGUGUCGAUGCCGCGAUUUGGACGCGAGGCCUGAAAAAAGCGUGCGACGCGAUGCGAUACGUUUACAAGUUGUUCCUGCUGUGCCUUAUCCUGGCGGCGCUCAUCAUACUGCUCAAUGUGACCACAAAUUUCUCCAAUAAGCUGUACGACCAGCAGGCAGCCAGUAAGGAACGGGUGGUGCUGCUCCAUAGGAAGACCCCGGUGACAGCGGCAGCGAGCGAGGUGACGAUAUGCGUGGUGGUAUGUGGCGACAGAUUGCACGAGGCCCUGACGAUGCUCAAGUCGGCGUUGGUCUUCGCCAACAGACCGCUGCAGCUCGUGAUAUUGGCAGAAGACAACUUGAUACCAGCCUUCAGCGAGAAGCUAUCAGAAUGGAAACUAAUAUCCAAUAAGACCUUCGACUUUGUAGUGAGACCUAUCACUUUCCCUGAAGGCAGCGAUGUGGCUAUGUGGAAGAAGCUGUUCAAACCUUGUGCAGCUCAACGACUGUUUCUGCCAACUGUAUUAAAUGACACGGAUGCGGUGCUUUAUGUGGACACAGACACUCUGUUUUUGGCACCACCAGAAAAGAUUUGGGAUGAGUUCAAGAAGAUGAAUUCUAGCCAGUUGGCGGCUCUUAGUCCUGAGCACGAGGACCCCAACACUGGCUGGUACAACAGAUUCGCCAAACAUCCGUAUUACGGCAAGCUGGGCGUGAAUUCCGGCGUGAUGUUGAUGAACCUAACGAGAAUGAGGGAAUUCCGGUGGACGGACUAUGUGAUUCCCAUUCACAAAGAGUACCGGCUCAAGAUUACCUGGGGCGAUCAAGAUAUAAUCAAUAUAAUAUUCCAUUACCACCCGGAAAAGCUAUACGUGUACUCGUGCCGGUACAAUUAUAGGCCGGACCACUGCAUGUACAUGUCGGUGUGCAACGAAGCGGAAAGAGACGGCGCUCUGGUGCUACACGGCUCGCGGGGCACGUUUCACUCGCAGAAGCAGCCGCCGUUCAAGGCCGUGUACAGAGCUAUGCAGGAAUAUCAGCUUAAUACCGAUCCAUACGACGAGCUACUCGUGCCGAUGAGGAAUUACCUCAUGAUGGAAGACAAGUCCAACUGCGGCCGAGUCUGGAAGGUGUUCAUCAUUCAGCCGGAGUUGCAUUUGGGUCAUAACUUUUAAAAUUGCAAUUUCGAUCAUUUAUCGAGAUUUACCUUGAGUGUGACCAUUUCCCUACGCGUUUGUAAACUUUCUUACUUCCGUUUUGAUAAUAUCUUUGUCGGUUUAUAUAUAUAUAUAUAUAUAGAUGUUGUAUACAGAUAUCGAAGCAAUAACGAAUAGGAUAUAUUUGUAUGUAAUCAUUUUUAGUCGUGACGUUAUCAACAUUUCCUCUCUGUCUCUGGGAAUUUUCACAAUAGAGUUGCUAGAGAGAGAAUUUAAAAUACUUAACUACAUAAAUACAUAUAUACAUACAUACAUAUAUAUACACACACACACACAUAUAUAUAUAUACACAUACGUACAUACAUACAUACAUACUUAUAUAUGUAUUUUAAGUCGAAGUGUGAUAUACACACACACACACAU